AUGAAGGCCGCCUACUUCGGCUUCGCCGCCACUGCUGGCCUUGCUCUUGCUGCACCACCAGUGGCUCGCGACGAAUGGCCAAUCACACUUCCAUGGCCCACGGCAGCUCCCAUCCCAACGUCGAAUCCAGACUGGCAGGUCUGUCUCUACUUGACCAAUGACUACUCUUGGCAAGGCUAUGGGGUCAACUUGUGCAUGACCAACGACCAGUGCAGCCCAAAGGUACCUGAUAGUCUCAAUGCCAACAUCAGCUCUGCUGGUCCAAACGAGAAAGAAGUGUGCUAUCUCUACUCCGAGAUCAAUUGCACGGGAACUGCCUCAGCGCCCAUCACCAAUCCAGGCUAUGACAAUCUUGGCAAGAUCGGGUUCGACAAAAUGGCCCGUAGCUGGAAGUGCUGGCGCACCGACAAUAUGACAGCCUCGUCAAGCACCACGACAUCGAGCACCUCCUCGGUCAAAGUAUCUCCCUCGCCAUUCCCAGAGAGCACGUCCAGCAGCACAACAGAAUCCAGAGUCACGAUUGUGGUCACCUUACCGGCGACUUCCACUACUGUCAGCGUAAGCUCUAGCACGACCGAAUGGCCAACCAUCACGACCGCUUCAACUGGUGACCCGAAGUUGCCUACGACAGAAGAGACCACGACAAGCCUUUACUCUACCGUGACUGGCUUUGGUACUCAGAUUAGUCCCACAGUCGUGACGCACACCUACUUGGAUAGCUCGACUGUGGUUACCACGCUCAUGAAGAGAGCUGAAGAAGCCGUGAGUACCACAGUCGACCAGAAAUACAUCUGCACAACCCCAUAUCCGCUGGCGACUUACAUUUCGACAGGCUCAACUAGUAGUCUGACGACUAGUUGGUACACGAUGUGGUAUCAGUGUCCUGGGCACGCGACCUUGGCGGGCAUUGACUCCACGUCCACAAAGGCUGCUGCGCAUCGGAGGUGA
Messenger RNA from Pseudocercospora fijiensis CIRAD86, 948 nucleotides. RefSeq lists its product as uncharacterized. Bases 1 to 948 code for a protein of 315 amino acids. The transcript is spliced from 2 exons. NCBI's taxonomy places the organism in Eukaryota, Fungi, Ascomycota, Dothideomycetes, Mycosphaerellales, Mycosphaerellaceae. The record is from RefSeq and is a predicted model, not a curated record.